GAUAGAGAGACAGUGAACUGAGUGGCUUUGAGCAGGAGAGAGAAGUGCUACGAGAGAAGGGGAGUGGAGGAGAAAAGCGAUUUCGGAACAGUUCCCACAGCUCCAGACACGAGUGUAUGUGUAUGCGAGUGUGUGUGCUCAGGCUCCUAUGUCCCCUCUGCACAUGGUAGGGGCAUACUGUUGAUUCCCCAGACGGAUGGACUCCGCUUGGCUUACUCCCGCCCGGGACGCUGCUCACCUCUCUUCAUGAGGUCAUUCCUUCGCCCUGUGCGAGAGCGCGGCUGGGUGCUGUCGCUGUAGCCCAAAGAGACAGCGCCGUGUGUGUGAUCAGUGAUUCAUGGGAGAAGAGCCUUGAACCUGGCUCUCUGGCUCUCCACGGUCGUCCCGAAGAACUUCAGAUACUAACACCGGGAAAAAGACACCUGUCCCGCCGCCACGUGGAUCUAAGUACGUUUUUGGAUUUAAGAUCUGCCUCUCUGCUAUUUGGAAUUUCUCUGGUUCCUCCUUUGCUUUCACACUUUGACUCAGAGGUCGAGAGUUUUAAGGGGAAACAAGGUUUGGAGGAGCUGACUGGAACUCUUGCUUCCCAAACUUUUGCCAUAGAGACAAAGAAGUUCUGCUAUCCCACAUUCUUCAAACUGUGGUCAGUCCAUAGAUCAGCUGUCAGCUGUCAAAUCGGCAAGACAAGGAAAGAAAGCAAGCUAGCUGGCCUUGGCCCCGUAUAGAGAUAAGAAGAUGCUGCAGGGAGGCAGAGUAAGGCUGAGCCCUACCUGAAGCCCCUCCUCCUCGCCCCUGAGCCCUGCCCUCCCGCUCGCCUGCCUCCAUUCCCAGGAUGCACUGCCCGUGCCGGGGGAAGCUGAAGCUGGCGUUGGUGUCUCUGAGCUUCGUCGUCCUGCUGACUUGGCUCUACCUGCUUGCUGGAAACCUGGAAAACGGGCGCUCCCUGCUCCUCUCCCCGUGUCUGGUGGAGUCGACGGAGGCGCGGCUACUUGAGCGGGAAGUCCUGGAGUCACGGGUGCGACAGGUUGAGGAAGAGAACCGGCAGAUCCGCCUCCAGCUCAGCCAAUCGCAGGGCCUGGCUGCCCAACCGGGUGAGGGUAACUAUGGCAACCAGCAGUGGGUGGCAUCAGCAGACACAGGUCCAGAAGAUGUGGAAAACACUGCAGAGGAACGGGCCAAUCACAGCGAGUGUGCCCGCUCUCCCACAGCAGAGAAGUGUGAGCUGAUCCACGUGGCAUGUGUGUGUGCUGGUCACAACGCCAGCCGGGACGUGGUCACCCUGGUCAAGUCCAUCCUGUUCCACAGGAGAAACCCAUUGCAUUUCCAUUUCAUUACCGACACAGUAGCCAAUCAGAUCCUCAGCACUCUGUUCCAGUCAUGGAUGGUGCCGUCGGUGCAGAUCAGCUUCUAUGACGCGGAUGAAUUAAAGUCAGAAGUGUCAUGGAUACCUAACAAACACUAUUCAGGAAUUUAUGGACUGAUGAAACUCACCCUUACCAAAGCUCUGCCCUCUGACCUCUCAAAGGUCAUUGUGCUCGAUACAGACAUCACCUUUGCUACAGACAUUGCUGAGCUGUGGGCCAUCUUUAGAAAGUUCACAGAGAAACAAGUGAUUGGGCUUGUGGAGAACCAGAGUGACUGGUACCUAGGUAAUCUCUGGAAGAACCACAAACCCUGGCCAGCCCUAGGACGUGGGUUUAACACAGGGGUGAUCUUGCUCUAUUUGGAGAGACUGCGGCGAAUCAGCUGGGAGCAGAUGUGGAGACUGACAGCAGAAAGGGAGUUAAUGAGCAUGCUGUCCACUUCCCUCGCCGACCAGGAUAUAUUCAAUGCCUUCAUCAAGCAGAAUCCUGUCCUCGUACACCAGCUGCCCUGUUUCUGGAAUGUACAACUGUCGGACCACACCCGAUCUGAGCAGUGCUACACGGAAGUGUCAGACCUUAAGGUGAUCCACUGGAAUUCUCCCAAAAAACUGCGAGUAAAAAACAAGCAUGUGGAAUUUUUCCGGAAUCUUUACUUGACCUUCUUGGAGUAUGAUGGGAAUCUUCUCCGACGGGAACUCUUUGGGUGUCCAAGUCAGGCCAGCUCUGAAAACACACGGCUUCAGAAAGCACUGGAAGAUCUUGAUGAGGAUGACCAGUGCUAUGAUUUCCGGCGUGAGCGGAUUAUGGUGCAUCGUGUGCACCUAUAUUUUCUGCAGUAUGAGUACACACCCACUGAGGAUGACAUGGACAUCACAUUAGUAGCCCAGCUCUCCAUGGACAGACUUCAAAUGCUGGAGGCCAUCUGCAAACACUGGGAAGGACCCAUCAGUCUUGCUCUUUACAUGUCCGAUGCUGAGGCCCAGCAGUUCUUGCGCUAUGCCCAGGCCUCCGAGGUCCUCAAAAAUCGCAAGAACGUGGGAUACCACAUCGUCUACAAAGAGGGCCAGUUCUACCCUGUUAACCUGGUCCGCAACAUAGCUCUCCGGAAUGCAAAAACUCCCUAUGUGUUUCUAACUGACAUUGAUUUCCUCCCUAUGUAUGGACUCUAUGAUUACCUCAGAAAAUCCAUUGUCCAAUUGGAUAUGGCAAACACCAAAAAGGCUCUCGUUGUGCCGGCCUUUGAGACUCUGAGAUACCGCCUCUCCUUUCCCAAAUCCAAAGCUGAACUGCUGUCCAUGCUUGAUAUGGGGACUCUCUACACCUUCAGGUACCAUGUUUGGACCAAGGGUCAUGCCCCAACUAAUUAUGCCAAAUGGAGGACAGCCACUACACCCUACAAAGUGGAAUGGGAGGCUGAUUUUGAGCCCUAUGUGGUCGUCAGGAGUGAUUGCCCUGAGUAUGACCAGAGAUUUGUGGGCUUUGGCUGGAACAAAGUGUCCCAUAUCAUGGAGCUUGAUGCACAGGAGUAUGAGCUGAUGGUAUUACCAAAUGCCUUCAUGAUCCACAUGCCCCAUGCACCUAGCUUUGACAUUUCAAAGUUCCGCUCCAGUGCAAGUUACCGGUACUGCUUGACAACACUGAAGGAUGAGUUUCACCAAGAUCUCUCUCGAAAGUAUGGUGCUGCCGCUCUAAAGUACCUCACCGCUCAGAGGAACAUCUAACCUUCAGCCUACAUUUACGUACAUUCAUCAGGACACCUUAGUUCAGUUUGUGGUUGCCCUUUGGCCACAUUGCUGCUCUAUAAAGUGUUUGGGGUAUCUGGAGGUUCUGAACUGCGCUUUCACACACCUGCAUCUGUGUAGAAUCUGCUGAAUGCGGAUCAGAAGACUGGACCUGUAAACCUUAUAUUUGAAUAUAGGUGCCACAUCAAAGACUCGAACACAGUGAUGUUGGCUUUAAUCUGAGGUAUGUCAGAGACUGGAGUGAGAUACAGAAGGUGACACUCCAAAUGAAUGGCUAAUACUUGACCAAACACUUCAACUGCUGACUAGCAGGUCCCUACAUGAAGUCUACAGUUUGUGUAUUGAUGGAAGUCUGGUGAGUACCACUUGCAUAAAAGCAUUGACACAAAUUAUGAUUAAGGCGUUUUCUUUUUAUUUUUCCUUCUUUUUUGACAAUCAGGGCUUUUUCUCCAGUAAAAAUAAACUGUUGGCAUAUGGCAUAUGGUAGCUUUGCUCCCAACUGUGUGAAUCCGGUGGAACAGGUGGGUUGAGCAGUGCUGGAGAAAAAGUGUGAGCUUUCCAAAGCCUCUUCUGCUGGACUGGAGGCUGGAGAGAUUGACAAGACUAAAGGGACAGAUGAAGCCUUACUGUUUCCUCAAUAUUUAAGAUAUUUAUGCUUUCUGUUUCUUUAAAAAAAAUAUUGUGAACAAAUUAUGGAGAUUGAUUUGCAGUGUAGGUUUUGAUUAUGAGACUGAAAGACAAGUCACUUUUUUUCUACAAACAGAGUACCUUAGGGGAUUGAGAAAGUGAAGGCUUCAUGAGGAUGCAUAUUUUGUUUAGUGGGGAUACUAGAGAACACCCAGUAGUGCAUAUCUGCUUUCAUAUCUGUUGGGCAUGAUUUGUGGUCUCAACAUGUGUUAUUGCUGCAUUUAUAACUCUCACUUAACAAAUUUCCCACAUGUUAUGGCCUGCUUAUCCCAUAUCCAGCAUCAUAGUGUUUAGAUUUCACAGCUCUCAUCAAUUCCACUGAUACCACUCAAGCUUAAGCCUGUACAUGUAAAGAAAUACACAUUUGUUUGAAAAAUAGAAAAUAUCUAUAGACUACUAUGACAUGUUAAUGAGGGUAGCACCACACACUAGGGACCAUCAAAAUGGUGAGAACCCACUUGUUCUCUGUUGGAAUCAGAUGUUUAUUUAGACUGUAAAAUUCACUUCAUGUAUCAUCACUGAUAAUCUAACCAACUACUAUAUCAGUCAAGCUGCAAUGUAACCAUAACUCGGUUAAAAGGAUAUGUAACAACAAGAGUAGAACAUACACAAAAAUGAUCAAACAAAUCUAGGACGCAACCUGAGGCAUUUCACUGGGUCAUUAAUGUUCUCCUGUCUUACAUUGCUCAUCCUCCCAUACACCCUGUAGACUGCACACUUGUGCAGCCUGUGCCUUUGCUGUGUUGUAAAACUGGAUAUUGAUUGUACAACUGUACACGUCAGCGGGGCCUGCAAGAGGUACUCUAUUUAUUAUUAUUGUUGACUUAAAUCAAUCAUAUUUUUCUAUGUAGGGGACAAAGUGCUUUAAAUAAAUUUGCCCUUUUUCUAA
This is a messenger RNA of Electrophorus electricus (electric eel), 4682 nucleotides long. RefSeq names its product LARGE xylosyl- and glucuronyltransferase 2 (gene large2). Gene Ontology annotation, cellular component: Golgi apparatus. Gene Ontology annotation, biological process: protein O-linked glycosylation via mannose. Gene Ontology annotation, molecular function: glucuronosyltransferase activity; xylosyltransferase activity. The record is from RefSeq and is a predicted model, not a curated record. NCBI's taxonomy places the organism in Eukaryota, Metazoa, Chordata, Actinopteri, Gymnotiformes, Gymnotidae.